Molecule: messenger RNA, 681 nt
Organism: Fusarium verticillioides 7600
Lineage: Eukaryota; Fungi; Ascomycota; Sordariomycetes; Hypocreales; Nectriaceae
Exons: 1
Coding region: 1-681 (226 amino acids)
Source: RefSeq, a predicted model, not a curated record
AUGUCUGGCCCAACGAUUGUGCCUGGUGCUCAAAAGGAUUUCGAUUACUUCUUUGACAUACCGUGGUGCCGUGAUCAGUUCCUACAUCCUGCUGCAGUGGCCGUUCCCAGAUUGGACGAGGAACAAGACGGCCGUGGAAGCACUGGAAAACUGUUUAGCGAGACACUCAAUUCACUGUCGACCAUCUCUCAUCGCAUGGUGCUGUUCCACGACCCUUCAUCCGCGCCGACUCUGAAUUCCGAACCCAAGACGCGCUGGCUCCCCCUUGAGACUUGCACUGUAUUCUUCGCCUUGGGCGAUGGUGUCUGCGGAUUUGGAGACAUUUGCCAUGGCGGUGUUCAAGCAACACUUCUAGACGAUGUCAUGGGCGUUCUGGGCAUUCUCAACGUUCGCUUGCAAAAUGGCAUGAUACCUACCAAAGUCACCGUGAGAUGUUCGCCUAAAACAAACCCCGGAAUGCUCGACUUGGUAACGAAUAUGAUAGCCACCCAAAGCAUAGAAGUUCAAUAUCUCCGACCGCUACGAGUUCCCAAGGUCAUCCAGAUCACCGCGAGCAUGGGAGAUAUAUCAGAUGACGGAGCUUCAUUCGUGGCUUACGCGGUAAUUAAGGAUGGGAAUGGAAAGGAAUAUGCAAGAGCAAAGGCGAGUUGGGCAGUCUUCCCGUUAAAGGGGAAGUUGUGA